UUUAAAAUUAAUUAACGUUAAAUAAUAAAGUUAAUCAUAGAGAAAGAUAUAUAUAUAUAUAUAUAUAUAUAUAUAUACAUAAAAUAUAUCGACGUUAAUAAAUAAUUAACGGAAACGAAAAAGAGAAAGACCGGAAGACAAAGGGAAUCCAUCAGGAACAUAUUUUUUUAAUCAACAUGAGGACGUACUACGUGAUAGCCGCCAUUCUGAUCGCCGGCACCACCAAUGCCCAAGAGAAUUUCAAAUGCCCGGACGAUUUCGGAUUUUAUCCCCAUCACAUAUCGUGCGACAAAUAUUGGAAGUGCGAGAACAAUUUGGCGGAAUUGAAAACGUGCGGUAACGGUUUGGCGUUUGACGCGUCCGACAGUAAAUUCCUUACCGAGAAUUGUGAUUAUUUACACAACGUCGAUUGUGGGGAAAGAACACAAUUGGAACCGCCAAUCAGUACGCCCCAUUGUGCCCGUCUCUACGGUAUAUUCCCGGAUGAAAAGAAAUGCGACGUAUUUUGGAACUGUUGGAACGGCGAAGCAUCGAGAUAUCAAUGCAGUCCUGGACUUGCAUACGAUCGCGAAGCCAGAGUAUGCAUGUGGGCCGAUCAAGUCCCCGAAUGUAGAAACGAAGAGGUCGCAGGAGGUUUCACGUGUCCAGCCGCAGGCGAAGUGAGCGGCGCAUCCGGCAGCUUCAGCAGACACGCCCAUCCUGAGGACUGCAGAAAGUAUUACAUAUGUCUUGAAGGUAUAGCUAGAGAAUAUGGUUGCCCGAUCGGUACCGUCUUCAAAAUUGGUGAUGCCGAUGGCAGCGGUGCUUGCGAGGAUCCUGAAGAUGUUCCAGGAUGCGAGGAUUACUAUGGUGACUUGGACCUAAAAAGCAUCAGGAAGAGCGAGUUGCUCGCUGGAAUUCAAAGUUCCGGUGAACCGAGGAAGCCAUCACAAGGCAAACCUAGACCCGCACCGAUACCCGCGAGGCCAUCCGCACCUCUCCAGGAAUAAUCAAUCUUCUGCUCUAUCAAUUAUUUCUUUGUCUUUUCUUUUUUUGUUUUUUUUUUUUUUUGUUUUUUUCUUUUUUUAUCAUCAUUUCCUUCUCUUCCUCUUUUUAUUCUUCUUUUUCUGUUUCUUCCAUAUACAAUUUUUCUUACUAUACCACUUUUUCUCAACUCGUUCGUUUUACCUCCUUCCUUCUCUCUCUCUCUCUCUUUCCUUCUAUAUACACAUACAUACACACACACACACACACACACAUAUCCAUAGACACGUACGCACGCACAUAAAUACACUAACAGGACUUUCGAUCUAUCAUCCUGUUCGUCCUGUUUCUUCGUUAUCUUAUUUUAUCCAUCGUAUCCUUCAAAACUCAAACGCAAGUUCCUUUCCUUUCUCAAGUCUUAUCCUCUCUAUAAAUUUUCCUUAUCUUGUUUUUUUUUCUUAUUUUCUCUCUCUCUCUCUCUCUCUCUCUCUCUCUCUAUCUAUCUAUCUAUCUAUCUCUAUUUCUAUCUCUCUGUCUGUUUCACUCUUGCAGUAUCACGAUUUUUUCGAAAAAAAAAAAAGAAAAAAGAGUAACCGGUUCCAAACCGUUAAAAUCGAUUGCUUUUAAACGAGACCCCGACACCCCGCCACACCCCCUCCAUCCAAUUAAACGUCAAACAAGAAAUCGUUAAACAUGUGUUCCUUGGAAUCGCGUUUCUCUUUUAAAACGAUCGUUGCUAAGAAUGUAUUAUAAAAUAGAUUUGAAGAGAUCCUAAAAUUAAAAUCCGCGAGGAUCUCUAUGAUCUUUCUUUCGAUCGACGUUUUAUAAAAUCGGCCCAAUAAUAACGUUCGAAAGGAUAUAAAAGAAAGAAAGAAAAAAAAGCAACAACAAUAAUAAUAAUAAUAGUAAUAAUAUUAAUAAUAAUAAUAAUAAUAAUAAUAAUAAUGAUAAUGAUAAUGAUAAUGAUAAUGAUAAUAAUAAUAACAACAAACAAUAACGAUCUUGGAAAUUUGUUAUAUGUAAAAGAAUUAUACAAACCUAAUUAUUAAUCGUCCCGAUUAUAUUAUCUGAUAUAUUCUUUAAUAGCUUAAAUGAUUGAUGUCUGCAAUUACGAGUCCAAAUGUAAAUUACAAAUAUUGGUUGAUCGUUAGUCACCUUGUUAACGAACGAUUUUUAAUAAUCAAUUGAAUUUAGUGCAAAGUCAAACGAUAUAUAUAUAUAUAUGUGUGUGUGUGUGUGUGUGUGUAUAUAUGUAUAUAUAUAUAUAUAUAUACAUAUACAUAUA
This is a messenger RNA of Vespa crabro (European hornet), 2248 nucleotides long. RefSeq names its product protein obstructor-E-like (gene Gasp). The coding region runs from base 177 to 989 and encodes 270 amino acids. Gene Ontology annotation, cellular component: extracellular region. The transcript has 4 exons. Gene Ontology annotation, molecular function: chitin binding. The record is from RefSeq and is a predicted model, not a curated record. NCBI's taxonomy places the organism in Eukaryota, Metazoa, Arthropoda, Insecta, Hymenoptera, Vespidae.